This is a messenger RNA of Entrophospora sp. SA101, 1995 nucleotides long. Lineage: Eukaryota; Fungi; Glomeromycota; Glomeromycetes; Entrophosporales; Entrophosporaceae. The record is from the annotation of a GenBank genome assembly.
AUGUCAGAAAAGUUUGAGGUGUGGAAAUGGUUAUGGACUCAAUAUCAGUAUCGUUGGUCCUCUAAGCCAACAACUGAAUUCGUGUUAAAUAGAGAUCUAAUUAGUAUUUGCGGUAUUACUUUUGAAUAUUGUCUAAAUGAUACAUCAACACUUUUAUUAAAAAAGUUGUUUGAAGCAAGUAUAACUGCAACUGCUCAAAAAAAUACUAAUCGCGAUAGUCACUCCAUUGGUUUAGUAACAGGUGCUCCAGGGAUUGGGAAGACACGAUUUUUGUUGGAAUGUGUUAAUCAUAUAAAGAAAAACUUUCCAAAUUUUUUCAAAGACUUUGUUGAUCUUGUCAUAAUAUCUUACAGUAAUGCAAAUAUUCCUAAUAAUUUAGAUUUGGAAUUGGGAGAAAAAAAAUCCUUAAGCUUACGAUUUUUACAUUCAGUAUUUGUGGAUCCAAUAAGAGCAUAUGUAGACUUUGUUAUGGAUCUUAAAGAAGCAGGAUUCCAAUAUGAUGAUAUUACUCUCAGAGAAGCAAUAACAAUUGCACGCAAAGGGUUAAAUAUUCAACCAACAAGUAAUUGGCUCUUGGUAAUAUCGAUUGAUGAAUUCAAUAAAAUUAUAACCAACUUUGAAAAUGAUAGAGGUCAUAAGUUCCUAUCAAAAAUCAGCCAAAUUCUUGGAAGUGUCAUGUGUAAUCCACCUGAAUAUACAACUGUGUUGGGCUUGAUGGCAGGGGCUAUGGCUACGACAAUAAAUACUGUCUUCCGUGAGUCCUCUCAUCUUACAAUGUCAAUGCGUCUAUCUCCAUUAAGUGAAAAUGAACGUGCUAAAAUUCUUAUGAUGUUGGGUUUUCCAGAAGAAUGGAAAACGUGCCGAGAAUUUCGUCUUUCUUUAGCAGAUGUUGGAGCAAUUUCAGGAUGGCCAUUUAAGGAACGAAUUAUAUCUGCUGUAAAAAAUUAUGCACAUACACGUUAUCUAGAUGGUGCUCGUCCAUUUGCUGUUAAGCUCAUUGAAGAUAUCAUCCUCCAAACACCUGUAUAUCGUGAAAAUGCAAUUGAUACAACUGGUAAUAUUCCUACUACUUAUGGUGAGCUUGAAUCCCAAGCUGAUGUAUUACUUAUAGAACAAGAUGAUAAAUCGUGUAUUGUUACAAUGCCUCUCCUUCUUCUUGAAUGGCUUUUAACUAGUGCAUCAUGUCUUCAAAAUCCCGCAACAGCUUUACUUAAAAAAUUGUUUGUUUAUGGCAUAGAUAAGAAAAUCACAUGGCAAGAGUUUGAAGUAUUUGUUGCAAUCUUCGAAACUUCUAAAACAAUGCUCAUGUAUCAACGUGAAAAGAGAUCAUCAAAUCAUAGCUGUAUAACUAUUAAUUUGUCUGAUUAUUUCAAAGUCAAGCAUGAUUUUCCUGAUAUAAUUUUACCUCAAAAUAUUACAUUUUGUAAAUCCAUGGAACGUUUUCCAAGGAAUAAAAAUAUAACUGAUUCAUGUACUGGAAGAUCCAUAAAUUGGGAAUGUGAAACAAGCCCAACAAUUAUUAAUGGCAAUUCGGCAGAAUUUGCAGAUACAUUUACAGUUAGAAUGAUGGCAGACAAUUUGAGUGAUUGUGGGGAAAGAGAUGACAACAUAGAGGAUGAGAUACAAAAAAUUCAUAAUGCAAUAACAACAUAUCUCCCAAAAUAUAAUAAUAACUGGUUGCUUGUAAUAUACACUACUCAAAACAUGGAAAAUCCAGUAGAUGAUCCAAGAUGUAUUGUUAUUGAUGGAGUUAAAAUGGAAAAACAUUUCAGUAAGACUUUAUUUGAGAGAGCAAUACAUUUGCUAGAACAUAGGAAAGUAAACAUCAACCAUUUUGAUAUAAUUGAAUUAAAACAAGCAUGUGGUGUUGGUACUAAAUAUGCAUCUAUGAUUGUUGAAGAACGAAAACAAGGAGGUUCAUUUGAAAAUUGGGAGAAUUUAAAGAGGCAUAUCAAUUGCAUCCCUGAUGCUUUAUAUGAUAAAUUUGAAUACUAG